Danio aesculapii is the source of this 2287-nucleotide messenger RNA. It is a transcript of the gene smg9, whose product is annotated as SMG9 nonsense mediated mRNA decay factor. The transcript has 13 exons. Gene Ontology annotation, biological process: nuclear-transcribed mRNA catabolic process, nonsense-mediated decay. Bases 308 to 1825 code for a protein of 505 amino acids. The record is from RefSeq and is a predicted model, not a curated record. Lineage: Eukaryota; Metazoa; Chordata; Actinopteri; Cypriniformes; Danionidae.
CCCAUACAUCAGUCUUGUACCUGUAGACGCAGACAUUUGCACAUAGAGAAUAAAAGAGCUGUUUCUUUUAUAUUCCCAUCAUAAUCGUACUAUUUAUAUUGAUAUUGCUUAACCAUUUAUAUUUAAGUCUAUGACUGUCGACAUUCGGAAUAGUCUAAUAUGUCUUAAAACGAAGUGCUGUCUUAUUAAAAGCACAUACACCGUUCGAGUGGUAAAUAUUCGUAUUGAAAAUUUAGAAACUUCUUCUGUACAAGAAUAGUGGUGAUAGCGGAGGUCGAGCUGUCGGCAGUGUUAUCCCGGUGUCAGCAUGUCGGAGUCCGGUCACAGUCAGCCCGGUCUGUACGGUCAGGGACGGCGAAGAAGGAGACGCCGAGACCGAGACCCAGCAGGACCUCCGGGUCAAAACCUCUCCGGCCCCAGUCGAGAUCGAGACUAUGUUCCCCGCGAGCGCAGGGAUGGAAGUGAAGAACCAACUGGACCUCUUCUUCAAAAGACCCCUAUUAUUCUUGCUAAACCUCCUGGAGAGAGAUCCAAACCGUGUGCUCCAGCCAGUGGCCCCCCAUCUUUGGAAAAGCCGAUCAUGCUCAUUAAAACCAGAGACGAAGGGGGGAAACCUGGGAACCCUCCAGACAUUCCCCCUUCAGCCUCAGGAGCAGGAACGGCCAAAAUGGAGAGGGAAGGACAGCGUCCGACCCAACCUGUGUAUCAGAUCCAGAACAGAGGCAUGGGCUCAGCUGCGUCUGGUGGAGCUGUGGAUCCUGUGAUUGGCCAGACUAAACUCCUCCCCCCAGAGAAGAUGAAGCACAGCAUCAAACUUGUGGAUGACCAAAUGAAUUGGUGUGACAGUGCUAUGGAGUACCUGCGAGACCAGACGGAUAUGCUAGUAGUUGGCGUAAUUGGACUACAAGGCACAGGCAAAUCCACAAUCAUGUCUCUGCUGUCUGCAAACAGCCCUGAGGAGGAUCAGAGGGCGUAUGUAUUCAGAGCUCAGACACAGGAGAUCAAGGAGCGAGCCGGAAACCAGAGCAGUGGGAUUGAUUUCUACAUCACUCAGGAGAGGGUCAUCUUUCUGGACACGCAGCCAGUUUUGAGCCCCUCUAUUUUGGAUCAUCUCAUCAAUAAUGAUCGCAAGCUUCCACCAGAAUACAACCUGCCACACACAUACGUGGAGAUGCAGUCUCUGCAGAUCACUGCCUUCCUCUUCACGGUAUGUCAUGUCGUGAUUGUGAUACAGGACUGGUUCACUGACAUCAACUUGUAUAGGUUUCUGCAGACGGCUGAGAUGCUGAAACCCUCCACUCCUUCGGCCAGCCACGACAGCACCGGCUCCUCAGGGCCAGAUGACGGAUCAGAGUAUUAUCCUCACAUAGUUUUCUUGCAGAAUAAAGCGAGGAGGGAAGAGUUCUGUCCACGAAACCUGAAGAAGAUGCACAUGGCAGUUGACAAACUCAUGGCCCAUUCACACCUAAAAUAUAAAGGCACAUUGUCCAUGCUGGAUUGUAACAUAUUUCCGGGACUGAGCCGAGACUACAUGGAAACAGAAGUCAAUCUUUUUCUCUUACCUUUAAUGGAGAAUGAUGGGGAGGAUGCUUUGACAAGAGCAGGUUCAGGUCCUCCGCUCUUCUCUCUUCUGCCUGGCUAUAGAGGUCAUCCCAGCUUUUCUUCUCUAGUUUCUAAAUUCCGCAGUCAGGUUCUGGCGAUGUCCCGCAGUCAGCUCUCACACACAAUCCUCACGGAGAAAAACUGGUUUCAUUAUGCAGCUAGAAUCUGGGAUGGUGUUAAGAAGUCAUCUGCGCUGUCUGAGUAUAGCAGACUGCUCUCAUAGUCAUGAUGGUGCUAGAUAAACCUGUGAAUUCAUUAAAGAGAACUGAGGCCCUGAUUUCAGGAGGAAGUUCUCCAGGAGAAGACUGGGCUAUAGAAAAACAAGAGCACUGAAUGAACUUCUGUGAUGUCUGGAUCACACUAGUGGAGUGCUGUGCAGUUUGGGACGAGUUGUUUGUAUGAAAUGAUCAGGUGUUUGCCCAUGUCCAUUUAGUCAUGUGUGACCCACUGUUUUUGCAGGAUAAGGGGCUAAGAUUCAGUCAUGUGAACACUUUUGUUGAUUGAUACUGUAAAAAUCUGAAGUAAUCUGUGAUUUUUCUAUUGUGGUCAUCUGCUGGAAAUAGCAUGAUUCAGCACAUGUUGCUUCACAGAUGUCUGUUUCAACAAACUUGUAACUUAAAUACAAUUACAGCAUGGUUUUGUGUAAUUGUUUCAUGAGAUUAAAAAUAAAUUGUGCACUUUGUUA